GCGCCUGCCCUGGCGGGACUCGCCGGCGGGGGGCGGGAUGCCCGCCUGGCCCGGGCCGGGGUCUCUCUGCCGCAAUCCCCGCAGGGCAGCCCGGCCCGCUUCCUUCCCCUGCUCGCUGCGCACCGCCGCCGGCCGGGCUGGCCGGCUUCCUCUUCCGCGGCUGGGAGGCGGAGGCUCCCCACGCGGCCCUGCCCGCCUGCCUGCCUGGCCUGGGCGGCCGGGUUGAGCCGCGCUCCUCCUGCAGCGCCCCGAUGUCGGCGGAGGGCCCGGCGGGGGGCGCCGGGUCCGGGCUGUGCUGGGCCUCGCUCUUCUCCUGCCUCGGCCUGGCCUGCUCCUACGUGGGCAGCCUCUACGUCUGGAAGAGCCACCUGCCCAGGGACCACCCUGCUGUCAUCAAGCGCCGCUUCACCAGCGUCCUGGUGGUCUCCACUUUCUCACCCCUCUUCAUCUGGGUCUGGAAAGAGGUGACGGGCAUUAAGCCAGAUGCAUCCCUUCUCACCUUGAUGGGCUUCCGGCUGGAGGGCAUUCUGCCGGCAACGCUGUUGCCCCUGCUUCUGACUGUGAUCCUGUUUCUCGGCCCCCUCAUCCAGCUGUCUAUGGACUGUCCCUGGGACAUGGUCGAUGGCUUAAGAGUGGCCUUUGACCCCAGGUUUUGGGUUCUCUGUCUCACCGACAUGCGCUGGCUGCGCAACCAGGUCAUUGCGCCCUUCACCGAAGAGCUGGUCUUCCGGGCCUGCAUGGUGCCCAUGUUGGUGCCCUGCACGGGUGUAGGACUGGCCAUUGUCACCUGCCCGCUCUUCUUUGGAGUCGCUCAUUUCCAUCAUGUUAUCGAGCAGCUGCGGUUUCGCCAAGGAAGCAGAGCUACUAUCUUUCUCUCGGCAGUGUUCCAGUUCUCCUACACCGCCAUCUUUGGAGCCUACACCGCGUUCCUCUUCAUCCGAACAGGACACCUCAUUGGGCCGGUUCUCUGCCACUCCUUCUGCAACUACGUCGGAUUCCCCGCGGUGGGCGCGGCUCUGGAACACUCCCAGUGCUUCCUGGUGGUCUUCUUUUACCUGCUGGGCGUGGUGCUCUUCUUCCUCCUCCUUCUGCCCAUGACGGACCCGGCCUUCUUUGGACACCUGCCCAUCUGCUCCCUCUCCAGGUUGACCUCUCCCGCAGACAGCCUCAGCAGCUCUUCCUGGUGCUCCUGACACCCAGAGGGCACCCCGGCUGCCAACGCUCCCAUGCCCGCCUGUCCUCCCUCCGGGGGAACGCACAGAGGGCUAGGCUACGCUCUGGGCCCACACUGGUUUGCAGCUGGGAAGGGCGGGAGCGCCACCGUUCCCAGAGAAGCUCGUCACUGUUUUCCACCCUGGGUAGCCACGCUGGCAUUCUCGCACACCCGCCCUGAGCCAACCACCCCUUUUUCUAGUGAUCCCAGGGUCCUUUUCUUCCAGGCCCCAAAGAGUUCUAUUUUUUAUUAAUAAAGUACUUUAAGGAGGC
This is a messenger RNA of Crotalus tigris (Tiger rattlesnake), 1485 nucleotides long. RefSeq names its product Ras converting CAAX endopeptidase 1 (gene RCE1). The coding region runs from base 252 to 1193 and encodes 313 amino acids. The record is from RefSeq and is a predicted model, not a curated record. Gene Ontology annotation, biological process: CAAX-box protein processing. NCBI's taxonomy places the organism in Eukaryota, Metazoa, Chordata, Lepidosauria, Squamata, Viperidae. Gene Ontology annotation, molecular function: metalloendopeptidase activity. Gene Ontology annotation, cellular component: endoplasmic reticulum membrane. The transcript is spliced from 8 exons.